UAAUUGGUUCUUCCGAAGCAAUAAAAGAUAAAUAAAAAAAAAGACAUGGCAGCUCAACGUCCGCUGGUGAUGUUGGCGGCGAUGAUGGCCAUGAUGUACAUGGCGGCAGCGGAUGGCCAUGGCGGAGGAGGAGGUGGAGGUAGAUAUGGUGGCGGUGGUGGAGGAGGUAGUGGAGGCGGAGGAUUCGGAGGAGGCAGUGGAGGCGGUGGUUUUGGAGGAGGCGGCGGUGGAUAUAGCGGUAGCAGCGGAGGUGGUGGAUUCGGAGGAGGUGGAUUUGGCGGUAGUGGAGGUGGAAGCCAUGGAGGCGGCGGAUUCGGCGGUGGUGGAUUUGGCGGAGGCAGCAGCGGUGGAUAUGGCGGAGGAGGUGGAGGCGGUGGAUUUGGAGGUAGUGGAGGUGGAGGCCAUGGAGGCGGCGGAUUCGGAGGUGGUGGAUUUGGCGGAGGCAGCGGCGGCGGCGGCGGUGGAUACGGCGGAGGCAGCGGAGGCGGAGGCGGUGGCAGUGUAGCUGCUGGAAUUCUGGUUGGCAGUGGAACUCUCUCGGGUGGAGGCGUUGGUGGUGGUGGCGGCGGCGGCUACGGAGGCGGAAGCGGAGGCGGUUUUGGUGGAGGAAGUGGAGGCGCAUUUGGUGGGGGAAGUGGAGGUGGAUUUGGAGGACACGGAGGCGGCAACGGAGGUAGCAGCGGUUCAGGCGGAUAUGGAGGCUAAAAAGAGCUAAUUAUUAUUGAAAAUAAUAAAUCAAUUUAUCAUACUAUCCCUAUCCAUUCCAUCAUGAAUUCUAAGAUUCUAAGAUGAAAAGUAUGAAUUAUAUGGACUAUCUUGAUAAGGAACUUCUAUUCCCAAAAAUGAAUCAUGCGUGGAUGGUAAAGCAGAUUCCUUUUUAUCAAGCAUAAACAAAAUAGAUAUGAAUUAAAAAUAGAUCCCAGUGACCUGAAAUAUGCUUAUGAAAUAGUGACAAUUUGAGAACUCAGUCUAUUAUUAAUUGGAAACUUCUAAGAAAAGAUUCAUUUACUUAUUUAUUUUUUGGUCAAUGGAUAUGGUACCAAAAUUAGUCCAAAAGGACAGUUCUGAGUGGGUCGAGGAACUGAGGAUGUUACAAUAUACUUAAAUAGGAAAAAAA
Messenger RNA from Penaeus monodon (black tiger shrimp), 1117 nucleotides. Its product is annotated as acanthoscurrin-2-like. The transcript is spliced from 2 exons. The record is from RefSeq and is a predicted model, not a curated record. The coding region runs from base 46 to 705 and encodes 219 amino acids. NCBI's taxonomy places the organism in Eukaryota, Metazoa, Arthropoda, Malacostraca, Decapoda, Penaeidae.